Molecule: messenger RNA, 1038 nt
Organism: Fraxinus pennsylvanica
Lineage: Eukaryota; Viridiplantae; Streptophyta; Magnoliopsida; Lamiales; Oleaceae
Source: the annotation of a GenBank genome assembly
AUGUCUGGACUUAUUGAAGGCCUUCCUGAUGCUGUCGCCCUCAGGUGCCUUGCACGGGUUCCCUUCCAUCUUCAUCCGAAGUUAGAACUUGUUUCACGUUCCUGGCGAGCUGCCUUUCGGAGCACUGAACUCUUUAAAGCCCGUCAAGAGGUGAACUCAACUGAGGAAUUUAUAUGUCUUUGCACAUAUGACCCUGACAAUCUAUGGCAGCUUUAUGAUCCUGCAUGUGACCUUUGGAUUACACUCCCGGUUCUUCCUUCAAACAUAAGGCACCUUGCCCACUUUGGUGUUGUCUCUGUUGGCGGAAAGCUUUUUGUGCUUGGUGGUGGAAGUGAUGCUGUGGAUCCUUUGACUGGUGACCAGGAUGGAAGUUUUGCUACUGAUGCAGUAUGGUCGUACGACCCAGUGUCUCGGCAGUGGGCCCUACGUGCAUCUAUGAUUGUGCCUCGUGCAAUGUUUGCAUGCUGUGUGAUGGAUGGGAAGAUAAUCGUGGCAGGUGGUUUUACUAACUCCAGGAAGUCAAUCUCUAAAGCCGAAGUCUAUGAUCCUGACAAUGAUGUCUGGAUUUCAAUACCCGAUCUCCACCGCACUCACAAUUCUGCAUGUACAGGAGUGGUUAUUGGGGGUAAGGUUCAUGUCUUGCACAAGGGAUUGUCAACUGUGCAAGUUUUGGAUAGUAUUAAGCAGGGUUGGACAGUUCAUGACAUUGGUUGGCUUCAGGGUCCAAUGGCAGUCGUUAAGGGGAUGCUGUAUGUAAUGAGUCAUGGCCAAAUUUACAAGCAGGAGAGAGAACUUAGCAAGUUGGUAGUUUCGGCAUCUGAGUUCCGUCGAAAGAUUGGUUUCGGGAUGAUAGGUUUGGGAGAUGAUAUUUAUAUAAUUGGAGGAGUCAUAGGGCCUGACAGGAUGAAUUGGGACAUCGAGGUGACGACUGAUGUUGAUGUUCUGUCGCUUGGAAAUGAGAGACCGGUUUGGCAUCAGGCAGCUCCUAUGACGCGGUGCAGGGGAACUGUCCUUGGAUGUACACAGCUGAAAAUUUAG